CCGAGCGUUGCGACAGAUUGAAAGUUGCACAAUUUGUUACAAUCAAAACAUUUGUAUGUAACUUUUGAUUACAUCUAAACUUCACGGCAUUUUCUUACUUCUGUUUUCACGAGGACAGUUAUAAUUUGGUUAAUAAGACUACAACAUGGAUAGUGAAGAAAAUACAGAGCCCAACUUGAGUUCAGUUGGUAAGGAUGAGACGGUAUCAAACGAGAACAUAGAACCUUCAAAAGUCACUGUGACAGAACCAGCACCUUCAGUGGUCAGUGACAUGUUGGACGCAGCGUUAGUUAAAACAUCAGAACAGUUCAAAUUUAAUUUUCAAAUUGGCAAAAAUUCUAAGAAAAUGUCAGAAGAAGAAAUUUCAAAAAUAUCUGAAAUGGUUGCAGGAUUAGCGAAGUAUAACGACUGCGAGGAGGAGUUUCCGGACUCUAAUUUAAAGAUUCCCUCAAAGCAGAAGAAAGGGAAAUCACCACGUAAAUCACAAGGAAUUCAAGAGUCUAGCUCACUUAGUCAAUUUAUAGAUUCAGAACUUGCCAGUCUGCAUCCUAGUGAUGGAGGAGACAAAAAUGAUAGGUCUCAGGCUAAAGAUGAUAAAAAGCCUCACAAGACUGGUGUGCAUGUUGCUAGUGUGUCAGCUGAGAAACAGUUGCAGUUUGAAUCAAUGUUAAAGGAGGAUCUUGUAUCAGCCACUGUUGGUGUAGAGGAACUAAAUAUCUCGACUGGUGCCCAGCCUAAAGUGAAAGUUGAAACUGAAACAGUUGAUACACAGCAGACUAAGAGUGUUAGUAAUCAGCAAAAACAAAAAGAGGAACAGAUAAAAGGAAGUCCAAAAAAGAAAGGUGAAAAGAAAUCACCAAAGAAAAAAGGGAAUCAAGGUCAAAGUCAGGCGGGCAACCAGGAGCUGGGUUCCUACUCUCAACUGCUGAUUUCUAUGGGGAAAAGAUCUCCACAGAGGCGGAUUGAAAUAGUUGAGGAUAUGAAUGACACAGACCAAAAUACCGACCAGUUCUUAGGCAAAGCUAAAGGUCAGAAAACAGAAGGCAUGCAGCCUCAAGGUGAAGGUCAGGGGAAGAAAAAGAAGAACAAGAAGCAGAAAGGGAACCAGCAGGCUGGGCCACUCCAGCAUCAAAAUGUAGAGGUAUUUCUUUCUUUUUUAGAGGAAGAGAAGAUGGACAGACCACAGUCUGCUAAGAAAGGUGGGAACAGAGAGAGGCCGCUGUCAGCAAGUAGUGAUGCUGACAAAGGUAGACUCACACCGUCAAACAUAGAGCAAGCGCAGUCUGCGGGCAAAGGCAAAAAGAAGGGGAAAGGCUCACCAAAACCUACCCAGGAUAAGGAUAUACAGAUAGAUCGACCCCCUAGUGCUCAAGGGUCAAACAAGCAGAAAAAGAAAAACAGGCAAGGCAGUCAGGAUUCUGCUGAUAAAUUCCAGCCAGGUAAUGACAGACCUGUCAGUGCAAACAAACAGAAGAGUGGUCAACCAGCAUACAUCAGACAGGGUAGGCCUGAACAAAGACAGCAGCAUGUACCAGUAACAGAUACAACAGAUUCUUACACUGAGAUGACAGUGAGAGUGCCAAAACCUGAACACAUGUACAUCAUUGGACCUCAGAGCCGACAUCUGCACGAGAUCAUGAUGGUCACAGGUGUUGCAGUAUCUGUUCCACCACUGAACUCACAGGGAGAUGAGAUUGUGUUAAGGGGAGAUAAGAUGCAGCUAGGACCAGCUGUUGCCAUGAUGUUCUCUAAAAGUCAGUUGGCUCAGAAUGAGGCUUAUGCAAGAAUGGGAAUGCCAGUAUCACCUCUUGUUCAGGGUCAAAGUCAGUAUCAGAAUGCUAAAGCUGGAGGUCAAGGUCAUAUUCAGCAAGGUCAGAAAGGUCAGGGAAAUAGGAAAAGAGAAUUUCAAAGGGAAUCUCAGUAUGAGUGUGAUGAUAAAAACUUUAGUAUAAAUGUGAAUUUUACACAGAAUACCAAAGAUCAUAAAGUUCAACAUGAACGACAUGUGACCUCUGCCCAUCAAGGUCAUCACCAACAACAAGGACAUCAUCAGCAUCAUCAACAUCAUGUGAUCUCAACACCAGUGCAUCCUAGUCAGAGACCGGUCAAAGGUCAACAUUUACAUCCGCAUGGGCAACAAGGUCAGGGUAAGCACAUGCAAGGUCAAGGUCAUUUACACCAGCAGGAUCAGGGCCUGGUUAAAAGUCAGGGCAGAAGACAGAGGAAAAAGAAGAAUUUGUAUGCUGAUUACUUGCCCAUAGAAGAGGUCUCACAGGGGUUGAAGCGGGGAAUUUUAGUUGAGGGCCCUAUACGUAUAAAUCCAAAGAACUUUGAAGAGGCAUAUGUCCCGCAUCCAGAUGGUAAAUCUGAUAUCUUGAUAUGUGGGACAAAGAGUAGAAAUCGUGCACUCAAUGGUGAUAUUGUAGCUGUGCAACUGAGUGAUGAAGGCGACUGGAAGUUUAAUAAACAAGAGCUAGAAGACCUUGAAAACACGGUGACAGGUGAAAAAAAUGGGGGAUCGUCUCAGGAUUCUGAUCCUGAAGUUGUCAUUGAAAGUGAGGAAAUUGUUGAAAUAACUGGAACUAAGGGGAACAACCAGACAGAAGCAUCCAAGGGAGGCAACCAAAAUGAUAAGUCACAAAUUGAGAAAAAGGGGAACAGAUCUCCAGCAAAGAGAUACACAAGUCUGAGUGAUAUGAUGACUGGACAGAGUCCGGCUAGACACAAACUACAAACCGAGGAAGGCAGGGACGAGAUCAAGAAACUGUUGCAGAGGACGGGGAAAGUUGUGGCAAUCAUAGAGAGGAAACAUUCCAGGGCUUGUACAGGGUUUAUAAAACCCAUGCAAGAUAAGAGUGUAGAGAGGGCACUGUUCUCACCCAUAGACCAUAGAAUACCUAGAAUUAUGAUUCCCACUGACAACUGCCCAAAAGAUUUCUUGGAGAGACCUGAUGACUAUGGCAAAACACUGUAUGUUUGUAGAAUAACAGACUGGAAACAAGACAGCUUCUAUGCUGAAGGAUGCUUAGCAAAGAGUUUAGGUGAAGCAGGAGAGAUAGAACCAGAAACUGAGGGAAUGCUUAUUGAAAAUGGUGUUGACUUUGACGAUUUCCCACAGGAGGCUUUGGACUGCCUCCCACAAGAAAGUCCAUGGCAGAUACCAGAGGAAGAGUUUGAGUACAGGAAAGAUUUCCGUUCAUCUUGCGUGUUCACGAUAGAUCCUGCCACAGCCAGAGAUCUUGACGAUGCUGUGUCGUGUGAAGAUCUCGGAGAUGGAAGGUUCAGAGUUGGUGUUCAUAUAGCAGAUGUUAGUUAUUUCCUGGAGGAGAACUCAGUUCUUGACAGAGUUGCUGCCCUUAGAUCCACAAGUGUCUAUCUGGUGCAUAAGGUUAUUCCAAUGUUACCAAGGUUACUGUGUGAGCAGCUGUGUAGUUUAAAUCCUGAUGUAGACCGACUCACUUUCUCAGUGGAAUGGGUCAUUACAGGAGAAGGAGAGAUAGAAGAGGAAUGGUUUGGCAGAUCAGUUAUUAGAUCUUGUGCCAAACUGGCCUAUGACCAUGCCCAGGGUUUCAUUGAGGAGCCAGAACGUAAUUGGACACAGGAAGAGCUUCCCCCUAUAUCGGAAGGCUUCACGGUAGAUGAUAUCAAAUCUAGAGUGCUUAAUCUUCAAAAGAUAGCUGUAAACCUUAGAAAGGCACGGAUGGAUGGAGGUGCACUGAGGCUAGACCAGUUGAAGCUACAGUACAGUCUAGAUGCUGAUUCUGGAUUACCUAAUGGUUACUGGGUUUAUGAACAGAGGGAUAGUAACAGGUUAAUUGAAGAGUUUAUGUUGUUGGCUAAUAUGGCAGUGGCUGACAAGAUCAACAGAGAGUUCCCUGAUAAAGCAUUACUUAGAAGACAUCCACCACCGCAAGAGAAAAUGGUGGAAAAUCUGAGAGAUCAAUGUAGCGCUCUAGGAAUUCAUAUAGACACUUCAAGUGCUGGAGCAAUACAGAGAUCACUGCGUAGUUACUGUGGGGAUGAUGAUGAUUCUAAGGCCAGGAUGCAAGUUUUAGUUGCAUUGUGUUCUAAACCAAUGCAGAAUGCAAAGUAUUUCUGUACAGGAUGUAUAGAUGAUGAAAGCCUGUAUCAUCACUACGCACUCAAUGUACCAUUGUAUACACAUUUUACUAGUCCUAUCAGAAGAUAUCCUGAUGUUUUGGUUCAUAGAUUACUGGGUGCUUCAUUUGGUUACAUCAGAGAGCCAUCAAGGAGUCCAGGAGAGAUCCAGAAGCUUGCAGACCACAGCAAUGACAAGAAAACAGCUGCCAAAAGAGUCGGAGAACUUAGCAGUGAACUCUUCUUUUCUGUUUUUGUUAAGACUGCUGGACCACUAGAAGAGAAAGCUAUGGUUAUGGGAGUCCUGGAUAAAGCAUUUGAUAUAUUUGUGUUGAAACUUGGAGUGACAAAACGUGUAUACUGUGAUAAACUGCCAAUAAAGGAAAAGAUUUUCAAGCGUGAACGGAAGGUUCCCAGUCUGGUACUGGUGUGGAACAGUGAAGGGGAUGAGCCAGAAAUCAGACAAGAAAUUACAAUUUUCUCUUCAGUAGACUGUAUAUUGGAAGAAGGAGAGCAACCCUUACAAUGGACUGCUGUGAUAAAGAGACCUCAACCACUCCAGUGUACGUGAAGGAAAAUUUGAGACAAUUUUCUAGGUGAUACUGUUUUGCAGACAUUUUGGAAAGACAGCGGCUCAGAAGAGAUAAGCUGUUAGACACAACCAUGACCUAAUAUUCUUCAUCUUGACCAAAUAAAUACUAGAACAAAACUGUUGCCAAGUGAAUAAAAGCUCUAUGAUAAUGUGGAGUAUAUUAAGACUAUAGAUAGUAGUUUUGUAUGUUAUUUGACAGGAUCUCAACUAUUAUUUAUUAUUCUAGGCAUGGUCUUAAAAUCGGAGAAGAAAAAGUUAAUAAGUGAAAUAGCCUGUAAGACCACAAAGAGCUGAUCAGUAGAAGGGGGGCUCCUGUAAUUUUUGAAAGUUGAACAAUUUACCGAAUAUAUCUCUUAGGUUUUACUUUUAAAAUACAUUAACUUUUUACCUGAUGUUAAAUGUUAAAGUUCGAUACUCUUGCAGUUGAACUGGAUUUAUACAAAAAUUUAAAAGGUAAAAAUGAGUGAGAAUAGAAAUUUGCCUUCAUGGCUUAAGAAUUAAACAGAAUGAUUUGCUUGGUAUGGCCUUGUUGAAAAAAAUUGCUUGUUUUUGGUCGUUACAGUCUAAAAGCAGUUUACAUCCUCAUUAUUAUAAUAUGACCUACACGUACAGUAAAACACAGGCAAUCCAUUAUGGGUUGACAAACAUAUGAGAGACACCUGUGCUAAUGUUUAAGAAAGAAGCAUGUUUUAAUUAAUUUUAACAUGAGAAAGAGGUUUCGACAUUUAGCGGAUUAAUUUCUUGCAGGUGACUUGGUGUGUUAAACUAAAAUGUGCUUAUGCUAAAUUUUAUUGUUUUGAUUCUAGUAUGUCUUACAUUAUACAAUUGUAAUAGUAGAUCAAAUAUUGUACCACUGUUUCUUGGUGACGCCGAGUUAGUUGAUAUGACCGUAUUUUUGAAAAAAAUACGAUUUGUCAUUAAAUUUGCCUGUAUUUUAUACUUCAUCUUCAUUGUUGUUAAUGAAAUGCUAGCUCUUUUAUAAAGUGUCGAGUCUUUCAGCUUUAAUAUGAGCCGCGCCAUGAGAAAACCAACAUAGUGGGUUUGCGACCAGCAUGGAUCCAGACCAGCCUGCGCAUCCGCACAGUCUGGUCAGGAUCCAUGCUGUUCGCUUUCAAAGCCUAUUACAAUUAGAGAAACCGUUAGUGAACAGCAUGGAUCCUGACCAGACUGCGCGGAUGCGCAGGCUGGUCUGGAUCCAUGCUGGUCACAAAGCCACUAUGUUGGUUUUCUCAUGGCAUGGCUCAUAUCAUUUUUCAAGUAUUAUUCUAUUUUAUGUGUGGUUGUUAAUAAAUACAUGUCAACGAGGGCACGAGAAAUUCAUAUGUAAAUAUUUGAUGUGUGGUAUUUAUUGAGCAAAAUGUUUUGAGCAGUAAAUAUUAAAAUUUCUCUUUUUAUAUUGCAUGAUUGAUGAAGUUAAGAUGUUGGCUGUAAGCCUGUUGAAAUGAUAAAAUCUGAAGACUAUUUAUUUUGACCAAUGUGUAAAGACCACUAUUGGAAAGUGGAAAAAAUGAUCUUUUCGAGUUCUCAUAAUAGAUAACAAUGUACUUCACUCCAACUUAAUUCACUCAAACUCAAGUUCCAGCAAAAGGACAAAGUUGGACUGUAUUUGUAUGAUAAACAGGAAGGGGAAAAGGUAGCAUAUAUUUAUAGGUUAUGUAGCAGACAGUUGCCUCCAUGGCUGAGUGGUUAUGGUCGCUGACUGAAUCACUUGCCACUCACCUAUGUUGGUUCAAAAUCUCACUUAAGGUGUAGAAUUUUUUAUGCGAGAAAGCCAUCCAGCUGGCUUAUGGGAGGUACGUGGUUCUACCCAGGUGCGUGACAAUUAACCAAAUAAUGCCAUGAGUGCACCUGUAGUUUUUGUUUUUAUUGGAUGUGAGGGGGUCUUAAAUCUGGGUUUGACUGUUUAACAGAAAUUAAUGUCGGCUUUUGUAUUUUGCUGAUUUUGUGAAAGAAGGCAUAAUUUGGUGUAAUAAAUGUGUUCAGAUACCUUAAAAGGUAAGGCACAAUAAUUUGUAUUACUUUAUAUAUUAAACAGAUAUUUAGAA
This is a messenger RNA of Mercenaria mercenaria, 6735 nucleotides long. Its product is annotated as DIS3-like exonuclease 2. Bases 146 to 4669 code for a protein of 1507 amino acids. NCBI's taxonomy places the organism in Eukaryota, Metazoa, Mollusca, Bivalvia, Venerida, Veneridae. The transcript has 31 exons. Gene Ontology annotation, cellular component: P-body; exosome (RNase complex). Gene Ontology annotation, biological process: miRNA catabolic process. Gene Ontology annotation, molecular function: 3'-5'-RNA exonuclease activity; RNA binding. The record is from RefSeq and is a predicted model, not a curated record.